AUGGGUGACAAGUUCGCCCAUGGGGUCCGGCGGCCUCGUCCCGUCCAUCUUGCGCUGCUACUCGUGCUCCUCCUCGUCAUCAUGCUGGCGGCGGUUGGGGCGGAGAGCCGAGACUACUAUGACCUGCUGGGAGUCAACAGGGAGGCCACGACCAGAGAGAUCCGACAGGCCUUCAAGAAGCUGGCGCUCACCAUGCACCCUGACAAAAACCCUGGAGACUCCUCGGCCCAUGACAAGUUCCUGCAGGUCAAUCGCGCCUACGAGGUCCUGAAAGACGAAGACCUCAGGAAGAAAUAUGAUAAAUACGGAGAGAAGGGAUUGGACGAGCAGCAGGGAGGACGCUACGAAAGCUGGAACUACUACCGCUACGACUUUGGUAUCUAUGACGAUGAUUUGGAGGUGAUUACGUUGGACAGUGGAGACUUCGAAGCAGCAGUGAAUUCUGGAGAAAUCUGGUUCAUCAACUUUUACUUCCCACGAUGCUCGCACUGUCACCAGCUCGCUCCAACGUGGAGGGAGUUUGCAAAGGAGAUGGAUGGAGUGAUGAGGAUCGGAGCGGUGAACUGUGGCGACAACAACCAUCUGUGCAGGAGCAAAGGCAUCAACAGCUACCCCAGUCUGUUCAUUUUCAGAGCAGGACAGAAACCAGAGAAGUUUAAUGGGGAACGUUCUAAAGACAACCUGGUCCGCUUCUCCAUGCAGUUCAUCACAACAACUGUUACUCAGCUCUGGCAAGGUAACGUGUUCAGCGAGAUAGAGACCGCGUUCUCGACAGGCCAGGGCUGGCUGAUCACUUUCUGCGCUGACACUGGAGAUUGCCUGGAGCCAAGAACAAGACAAAAGCUGGCUGGAAUGUUGGAUGGUCUAGUGAAGGUGGGAUGGAUGGACUGCACCUCACAUGAACAACUCUGCGAGAGUUUCCAGGUAACCAGUGGGGCCACUGCUUUGUUCCCACCUGGAAGUUCCCUGGAUCAACAUGGCAGUGUUCUGUGGCUGAAUACUCUGGACAGCAGAGAGAUUUACAAUCAGGUCAUCAGUCAUUUGCCUGAUCUGGAGCUGCUGACCAAUGAGAACUUUGAGAGUAAGCUGGCCCGUCACCGCUGGUUGGUCAGUUUUACAUUUGGAGACAGAAGCCCCGCCUCCAAGGAGUACAAGAAGCUACUAGCCUUCCUCCGAAACGAUCACAUACAGGUCGGCAGAGUUGACUGUACAGCGGACUCUGAGUUGUGUCAGUCGCUCUACAUUCACAAACCCUGCGUUGCUGUCUUUAAAGGAUUAGGCAUCCACGACUUUGAGAUCCACCACGGUAAGGAUGUAUCAUACGACAUUGUGGGUUUCGCGAGGGACAGCGUUCGUGCUCAUGUGACGACUCUGAGGCCUGACAACUUCCCCUCAGAUAGAAAGGAGCCCUGGUUGGUGGACUUCUUCGCUCCGUGGUGUCCUCCAUGUCGAGCCUUACUUCCUGAACUGAGGAAGGCUUCCAUCCAGUUGGCGGGCCAGAUGAAGUUUGGUACUCUGGACUGUACCAUCCACCACAACCUGUGCUCUAUGUAUAAUAUCCAGGCGUAUCCCACCACAGUUAUCUUCAAUGGUUCCUCUGUUCAUGAAUACGAAGGACAACAUUCAGCUGAUGGCAUCCUGGAGUUCAUACAAGAUCUGGUCAGUCCAUCUAUGGUCGUUCUGGAUCCUUCUAGCUUCGCCGAAAGAGUUAAAGGUCGCGAUGAAGGCCAGAUAUGGGCAGUUGAUUUCUAUGCUCCGUGGUGCGGUCCCUGUCAAGCUCUGAUGCCAGAGUGGAGACGCAUGGCCAGGCUGCUGUCAGGUCAGAUCAUGGUUGGUUCGGUCGACUGUCAGCGGUAUCAGAUGUUCUGCCAAAGUCAGAAUGUGAGGGCGUACCCUGAAGUCCGCCUGUACACUGGCAACACCAGGCAAAAAGAUCUUUACACGAGUUACAAUGGUUGGCACAGAGACGCCCAUUCACUGAGAGCAUGGGCACUGAGCUCUCUACCCAAGGCAUCAGUGGACCUGACCCCAGACACUUUUAGGUCUCUGGUUCUGUCAGGUCAGGAUCACUGGGUUCUGGAUUUUUACGCCCCCUGGUGUGGACCCUGUCAACACUUCGCCCCAGAGUUUGAAGUCCUGGCCCGGAUUCUUAAAGGGGAGGUUCGGGCAGGGAAGGUGGACUGUCAGGCUCAUUAUCAGGCCUGUCAAUCAGCUGGAAUCACUGCAUACCCAACCGUCAGAUUCUACCCAUACCUGGGAACAAGGAGGCAUGCACACAGCGGGGAGCAAAUCAAUAGCCGGGAUGCUAACGUGAUUGCCGACACCAUCAGACAGCGCCUACAACAGUUGACACCACAGCCACACAACAAACUGAAGGAUGAGCUCUGAUGGUUCGGGGUAGAAACCUAAAGAAAAACAAGCUCAUCUGGACUAAUGGGAUGGACAGAAAUGGAUUUGGUCCAGCACAAGGCUCAGACAAUAAACACUCCUUGAGAAGAUCAUAGCUGGAACACAACUACAGACUGGACAGUGUUACCCGCUGUGCUGAAUGUACUGAAUACUUUUUGCCUUGUUUUUAUUUGUUUUUAUUUUGUCUCCAUUGUUUGUAUUUACUCUAUGAAGUAAAACUGUGAGACGCUGUAUACUGAACGUUACUGAUGACAGACACGCAUACACACACACACACACACACACACUCGGAGCCAGAUGUUGACAGUGUUGUA
This is a messenger RNA of Scomber japonicus (chub mackerel), 2723 nucleotides long. It is a transcript of the gene dnajc10, whose product is annotated as DnaJ (Hsp40) homolog, subfamily C, member 10. The transcript has 24 exons. Bases 1 to 2388 code for a protein of 795 amino acids. The record is from RefSeq and is a predicted model, not a curated record. NCBI's taxonomy places the organism in Eukaryota, Metazoa, Chordata, Actinopteri, Scombriformes, Scombridae.